Ixodes scapularis (black-legged tick) is the source of this 3174-nucleotide messenger RNA. Its product is annotated as trithorax group protein osa. The transcript is spliced from 9 exons. The record is from RefSeq and is a predicted model, not a curated record. Lineage: Eukaryota; Metazoa; Arthropoda; Arachnida; Ixodida; Ixodidae. Gene Ontology annotation, cellular component: nucleus. Gene Ontology annotation, biological process: regulation of transcription by RNA polymerase II. Bases 296 to 2626 code for a protein of 776 amino acids.
AACUAGGGGCUGUCUUGUCUCCAGCAGGCACUGGAUGGCGCUGCCGUCAGUUUCAUCGGUUUCAUUGUGACAGACUGGUCCCCAACUAGCGCGACCGAGCAUGUAAAGUUGAUUGAUAAAUAGGCCAAAGGACCGGCCAGAAAGCGAUCAAGAUGAGCGUGUGCUUUCUAACGGCGUCGCUACUGGAUUGCAGCAUCGAGCCGCAGCUGUAUUUCCAAAAUCGAACGUGAAAAGGGAGGCGGGCGGCGGCAGCGGGGCGAACUGCGCCACCCUUCCCCGGUGCUCCUGGCAGGGCAUGACCAAUCCGGGCAGCCCUUACCAAGGUUGCGUCGGACAGGGCAUGAACUUUGCAGAGCACCCCUAUGAGGGCCGCACGGGAAGCCAGCCCGGCGGGGGCUACCCCUACCAGGUGCAGUACCACCCGUCCCCCAGCCCGCAGUACCCGGCCGCCCAGCACUGCGUGGGCGGCGGCCCGCCUUACGGCAACGUGCAGGGCCACCUGGGGCAGUUUGUGCAGCGCCAGCAGUACUCGCCAGACAUGCGCUACACGCCGUGCCACGCCCCCGCCUACCCCAGCUCCCCGGCACCUCCGCACGCCAAGCCGGCGCCAAACUGGUCGUCGCCCGACCACCACGGUGGCAGCUUCCCCCAGAUGAUGGCGCCGCAUCGCUCGCCAGCCGGGAACCAGCAGAUGGCGAGCUAUCGGCCCAUGGUGGGACCGCCGCCCCAGAGCCACUCGCCGUCGUGGUCGCAGUCACCGCGGACGACGCCCUCGCCGCUGGCGUGCCACGCGAGGUCGCCCGUGGCGACGCAGCCACCCUUCUCGCCGCCAACGCCGGCACCGACGCCGCAGCUCCAGGCACAGCAGCAGCAGAGCGCCGCAUCUCCGUGCGGUGGUGGUGCCACGGUGCACGACCCCUUGCAGUCGCUGGAAAAAAUGGUGCUCCUCGAACCGCAAGGCGGCGGUGCGUCUUUUGGCACCGGCGGCGGUCCCGAAAUGGUGCCGCACCAGCAACCGUACGUGCACGGUGCCGGUUCGCCAAGCUCGCCAUUUCCCACCUAUUACAACAUGGACCAGAACCGCAUGUGCACGCCGCCGGGUGGUGGGUACGGCGACGCGAGUUGUUACCGCAGCGUCGGCGCGGCGUCAAACGGGGCGCCCGCAGAUGCGAGGACCGCAGGUGCCGCGACGGGAUUGUACGGCGGUGGUGUCAAUGGCGUCUUACCGGCGGGCGGUGGCGGUUAUUCGGCGGAUCCACAGUGCGCGCCGACGGCUCCUCCUCCGUGCCUCACAGGGGGCGGUUGUGGCAGCGCGGGGAGUGGUGCGGCGGCGGGGGAGUACGGACCCCCGUUCAACGCUUCAACGACGCCACCCGUGUCGGCGCGGGAACGCGAGGACCUUGCGAAACGGCGGCGGAGUUCCGAUUCUGUCUUGUGUGGGCGCAUCGUCGCGGCAACAAUGGAGGACGGCGCAGAGGGGCCGAACAGGAAACGGCGUCGUAGCACGGCUGGAAUCGUCCCCGACGCGCCACCGCAUCCGCUGCCGACCCAGAGCGCGAAUCCGGCACGGCCAGUCAAGUUGGAGCCGGAGACGAGCGGUUCGGAGGCGGACCGGGAGCGGGAGCCAGCCAGCGAGGUGUCGAGUGUCGGGACGGACAGCGCGGUGGCCACCUCGGACGCGGCCUCGCCGGCCAAGCGGAAGCGCGGGCGGCCGUUCGGUGCCAAGAACAAAGUCAAGGAGGGCGGCGCUCCCAAGGGGCGCCGGAAACCGGACGCCCGCAAGUUGGACGCCGUGCCAGUGACGACUCCUGCGGCGACCACGCUUGCACCCAGGGGCAAGCUGUCCGGGCCUUACGUGAGGGUGGUGGGGACGCGGGAGCGCCCCGUGUCGACGUCGGUGGUGAACGUGGCCCCCCGGUCGGCUGCAGAGGAGGAGGUGCGGCGCAAGAAGGGGGCGUCGACGCCCGGGCAGCGGAGUUUGCACGGGGCGCGGCGGCUGCCGGGGGCGGCUGGCGGCCACACGAGCACCCUGUCGCCUCACUACGACGCGGUGACAAGGGAUCCGACGUGGCUGUGCGCCUUCUGCCACCGGGGCAGUCACCACCAGGGCCUGGGCGACCUGUAUGGGCCCUACCCGGGGAUUCCCGCCCGCCUCCCGACGGAUGCAGCCACGGACGGGGCCUUGGGCUGCGAGGACGGCUGCCGCCGGGGCAAGGGCAAGCGGAGAAAGAGCGACUCCGGGUCGGAGGACGCCCUUGCCAGGGCCUCGCAGGCCAGCCGGAGAGCUAGACAGCGGAGGCCAAGCGAGGUGGAGGGCGGCCCCGCGGGCGAGGCCUGCGGAGGAGCGUCGCGCGAGCUGUGGGUGCACGAGGCCUGUGCCACCUGGACCCAGGGGGUCUACCUGGGGGGACACCGGGUGCACGGCCUGCAGGAGGCGGCUCAGGAGGCUGCCCUCCUGGCGUGCUGCAAGUGCAAGCUGCCAGGGGCUUCCGUGGGCUGCGUCACGAGGGGCUGCACCGAGAAGUACCACUACCAGUGCGCCGUCGAGAGAGGUUGUCACUUAGAUUUCGAGAACUUCUCGGUACUGUGUUCGAGACACAAAGCCGGCUGGAAGCCGGCGGCAUAGGGUAGCCAUCGGAAGCCAGCAGGAAACUGGAUUGGAAUGGACUAGAGGAAACGACUACCGGAAGAGGUCCGUACAAAACGUCGACAGCAACCAAGCUGGAGCCUCGGCAUUUGCGGAAAAGCUCGUCUGCUUCCUCCAGUUCGACGACGACCAUUUUGUUGUCAAGGUGGCUGCCACGAUGGCCAGGCUUCCAUUUUGAGUGCUUUCUCACGUGUACCUCCAUCCAGGUGCAUUCUUGGGGAGGGCAAAGGGCAUCCAAUGUUUGCAGACGGCAACAGCUCAAGGGACGGACCAGUAUGGACUGCAAAACGGAGCUUUUGGAGUAAACGGGGACGAGCAAUUGCGCCUCCACAAACGAGCGAUAGUCUUUUUAAUAAUUUUUUUUUUCUUUUACAUCGUGCAUUCUAAAAAGUUACCUCAACCCAUCAUAAUUUUGCCAUCAGAUAGAAUCAUUUCUCGCGUUUAUUUCCGUUUGUACAUAGAAAUUUUUGUUUGUCUCGAAGGCAACAAAGGUGUUGGCUUUUAAAUAAAAUAGCCCGUACUGACAA